Malaya genurostris is the source of this 1527-nucleotide messenger RNA. RefSeq names its product casein kinase II subunit beta (gene CkIIbeta). The coding region runs from base 183 to 896 and encodes 237 amino acids. The transcript is spliced from 7 exons. Gene Ontology annotation, cellular component: cytoplasm; protein kinase CK2 complex. The record is from RefSeq and is a predicted model, not a curated record. Lineage: Eukaryota; Metazoa; Arthropoda; Insecta; Diptera; Culicidae. Gene Ontology annotation, molecular function: protein kinase regulator activity.
AUCUGUCGUCUCUCGCACGAAGUUGCGUUCGUUCGUUCCUUCAUUCCAUCAAAAUUCGGGCAUUCCCGGGCGCACAGUUGUACAGUGUGAACCACGGUUCUAGUUUCGAUUGAUUUUUUUCGUAUUUUUUAUUUCUUCAAGAUUUAAUCAUAAGCGUGGCUAGCCAGGGAAUAAAAAGGAAAAUGAGUAGCUCCGAGGAGGUUUCUUGGAUUUCCUGGUUCUGCGGACUUCGUGGCAAUGAGUUCUUCUGUGAGGUGGACGAAGACUAUAUUCAGGAUAAGUUCAACUUGACCGGACUGAACGAACAAGUGCCGAACUACAGACAGGCACUUGACAUGAUAUUGGAUCUGGAACCAGAGGAUGAGAUAGACGACAAUCCGAACCAGUCCGAUCUGAUCGAGCAGGCGGCCGAAAUGCUGUACGGCUUGAUCCACGCUAGGUAUAUCCUUACCAAUCGCGGUAUAGCUCAAAUGAUAGAGAAAUAUCAAAGCGGCGACUUUGGUCACUGCCCGCGGGUGUACUGCGAGAGCCAACCGAUGCUUCCAUUAGGUUUAUCCGAUGUGCCCGGUGAAGCGAUGGUGAAAAACUACUGUCCAAAGUGCAUCGAUGUCUACACACCAAAGUCCUCGAGACACCAUCACACGGACGGGGCCUACUUUGGCACCGGUUUUCCUCACAUGCUGUUCAUGGUACACCCCGAGUAUCGCCCGAAACGUCCCGCCAACCAGUUCGUGCCGCGCUUGUACGGCUUCAAGAUCCACUCGUUAGCCUAUCAAAUUCAGCUUCAGGCGGCUGCCAACUUUAAAGCGCCAUUGCGAGGGGUAAUAAACAGUAAUCGGGGCCCUUUGGAAAAUGUACUAGUAUCAAAAGCUCCGAAAACCGAAUGCAAAGCUUAGUCGUUCGAAUAAGUUUGCACUGUGCAUUGAUGAAGUGUUCAGCAAAGGUAAUGGACAACUGAGGCGCCGAACGAUCAGUCAAGGGAAAAGUAGUUUGACAAGCACCGGCAACGAGAAUGGGACGACGAGAGGACGUGACUACUUGAACAUUGAACAAUAAACCCAAUGUGGAUACAACAACAGCUAGUGGUUGUUAAGCAUAAAAAAAAUAAAAUAAAACUAGGGACAAAUACAAAACAACAAAAAACACAAGUAAAAAAAAUAGGGGAAGAAAUGAAAUUUCUAGAUAAAUAAGCGGAAAAAGCAGAUGAAAUACUAGCGAAUAAAGCAAACAAUUGUACAUCCUCUAAUACCACCAAAACCAUGGAGUAAAGAAAACGAAACUAACAAACGCGAAAGCAAAACAGCAUCGCAUUAAAACUUAGGAGAACAUCUUUCUAGAAAAUGAGAUAAUCUAUCUCACUAACAUUCAUAACACUAUUGUCAUUUCUUCUACAUACAUUUGAAAACGUUGAAGGAUUGCAUCCCAUGCACGAGUCGGAUCCUAGUGGUAUAAUUUUUGGAGAUGUAAGUGGAACACAAAAAAAAACUAAAUUAAAUAUAAACAUAAACGUAAAAGUACACAAAAUAU